CGAAGGCAAUCUUUUCAUCUUUGCCUGUUGCCUCUUGCUAAUAUUAUCCUGUCUUUAUUUUAUCUUUGUUUCACUCUUGUACAGACUGACAGCAAGCACUGCCUGACAACUAUGUAACCUAGGAUGGAGCAACAAGGGCAGAACAAAAGCCUGGGUGCUGAUUUUUUCAUGCUGGGAUUCAGCACCAAUGCAACUUUGCAGUCUCUGUUUUUUGCCUUGUUCCUUGCCAUGCAUCUUAUCACUCUGUCGGGACACUUGGCCAUUGUGGUCAUAACCUUAGUUGACCCUGCCCUCUACACCCCCAUGUAUUUUUUUCUGCGCAACCUGUCUUUCAUUGAGGUCUGCUACACUCUGGUCAUUGUACCCAAAAUGUUGGCCAACCUCUUGGCCAAGAGCAGAAGAGUCCCAUUGACUGCAUGUGCUGCUCAGAUGUAUUUCUUCAUUGCCCUGGGGGGCGCUGAGUGUUUUCUGUUGGCCGUGAUGUCCUAUGACAGAUAUGUGGCCAUAUGCAACCCAUUGCGCUACACUCUCAUCAUGAGCAGGAAUCUCUGCAUGCGACUCUUGGUGGUAGCCUGCGCCAGUGGAUUCACAAUCUCACUGGGACUUACCAUGCUGAUUUUCAGCCUACCCUUCUGUGGCUCACAUGAUAUCAACCACUUCUUCUGUGAUAUCCCACCUGUGCUGUACCUGGCCUGUAGUGACACACAUUUCAAUGAAGUGGCUGUGUUCCUUGUCUGCAUGAUGAUCUUGCUCAUCCCAUUCCUGCUUAUUCUCAUUUCCUAUGCAUUCAUAGCCAAUUCCAUCUUCAGGAUCAAAUGUUCUGAAGGCCGGAAGAAGGCCUUCUCCACCUGUUUUGCUCACCUGAUUGUGGCCGUGCUCCACUAUGGCUGUGCCAUCUUCAUUUACAUCCGCCCUAAAGCUAGCUACUCCCUAGAGCAGGACAAGGUGGUCUCUUUGAUCUACACCAAUGUCACGCCCAUGCUGUACCCCAUGAUUUACAGCCUCAGAAACAAGGAGGUCAGGGGAGCAUUCUGGAGAAUAUGGGAAAGGAAAUUCCCUUCCACUAAAAACUAAAGGGGUGUAUGCAUCUUCACUUUGAAAGAUUGCAUGGAAGGG
Molecule: messenger RNA, 1116 nt
Organism: Podarcis raffonei (Aeolian wall lizard)
Lineage: Eukaryota; Metazoa; Chordata; Lepidosauria; Squamata; Lacertidae
Product: olfactory receptor 10K2-like
Exons: 1
Coding region: 124-1074 (316 amino acids)
Biological process (GO): G protein-coupled receptor signaling pathway
Cellular component (GO): membrane
Molecular function (GO): olfactory receptor activity; G protein-coupled receptor activity
Source: RefSeq, a predicted model, not a curated record